Molecule: messenger RNA, 1423 nt
Organism: Mesitornis unicolor (brown roatelo)
Lineage: Eukaryota; Metazoa; Chordata; Aves; Mesitornithiformes; Mesitornithidae
Gene: PPARD
Product: peroxisome proliferator-activated receptor delta
Exons: 6
Coding region: 101-1423 (440 amino acids)
Biological process (GO): negative regulation of transcription by RNA polymerase II; negative regulation of inflammatory response; hormone-mediated signaling pathway
Cellular component (GO): nucleus
Molecular function (GO): nuclear receptor activity; zinc ion binding; RNA polymerase II cis-regulatory region sequence-specific DNA binding
Source: RefSeq, a predicted model, not a curated record
GGCUAACAGGAACAGCCCGGCAGGGUCCAUCUCAGACAGACGCGGAUGAUGCCAGAGCUAUGACAGGGAUUGCAGUCUUGGCACCGAGGGGUGAUCAAUUAUGGAACAACUACAGGAGGAAGUACCUGAGAUCAAGGAAGAGGAGGAGGAAGAGGCAGUGAUGGUGGCAAGCGCAGCCGCGGACCCAAGUGGAGGACCAGACAGCUCGCUGCCUUCCAGCAGCUACACGGACCUUUCGCAGAGCUCCUCUCCCUCCCUGUCGGACCAGCUGCAGAUGGGCUGCGAGGAGGCGGCCUUGGGAGCGCUGAACGUGGAGUGCAGGGUCUGCGGGGACAAAGCCUCGGGGUUUCACUACGGCGUGCACGCCUGCGAGGGCUGCAAGGGUUUCUUCCGUCGGACGAUCCGCAUGAAGCUGGAGUACGAGAAGUGCGAGCGGAGCUGCAAGAUUCAGAAGAAGAACCGCAACAAGUGCCAGUACUGCCGCUUCCAGAAAUGCCUCUCGCUGGGCAUGUCACAUAACGCGAUCCGCUUCGGCCGCAUGCCCGAGGCAGAGAAGAGGAAGCUGGUGGCGGGGCUGACGGCGAGCGAGAUCAACUGCCAGAACCCGCAGGUGGCCGACCUGAAAGCGUUCUCCAAGCACAUCUACAACGCCUACCUGAAAACCUUCAACAUGACCAAAAAGAAGGCGAGAGACAUCUUGACCGGGAAGGCCAGCAGCACUCCACCUUUUGUGAUCCACGACAUGGACACCUUGUGGCAGGCGGAGAAGGGGCUGGUGUGGAAGCAGCUGGUGAACGGGAUCCCCCCCUACAAGGAGAUCGGGGUGCACGUCUUCUACCGCUGCCAGUGCACCACGGUGGAGACCGUGCGGGAGCUCACCGAGUUCGCCAAGAGCAUCCCCAGCUUCAUGGGCCUCUACUUGAACGACCAAGUGACUCUGCUGAAGUACGGGGUGCACGAGGCCAUCUUCGCCAUGCUGGCCUCUAUCAUGAACAAGGACGGGCUGCUGGUGGCCAACGGGAACGGCUUCGUGACCCGCGAGUUCCUGCGUAGCCUGCGCAAGCCCUUCAACGAGAUCACGGAGCCCAAGUUCGAGUUUGCUGUGAAGUUCAACACGCUGGAGCUGGACGACAGUGACCUGUCUCUGUUUGUGGCUGCCAUCAUCCUGUGCGGAGACCGGCCCGGCCUGAUGAACGUGAAGCAGGUGGAGGAGAUCCAGGACAACAUCCUGCGGGCGCUGGAGUUCCACCUGCAGACCAACCACCCCGACGCGCAGUACCUCUUCCCCAAACUGCUGCAGAAGAUGGCAGACCUGCGGCAGCUGGUGACCGAGCACGCCCAGCUGGUGCAGAAGAUCAAGAAGACGGAGACCGAGACGUCUCUGCACCCGCUCCUGCAGGAGAUCUACAAGGACAUGUACUAA